AGAAGGAGGUAGUCCGGGCGACAGACGGUGGUUGCUGCGGCGAGGAGGAGCAUUGCGAGCGUGGCGCCCGCAGCCGCGACGGCGGGGCCAGGGUUUUGGAUUUCGGACCGAAAAACCGAAAAGUGGCCGAAAUCCGCCCAUUUCGGUUGGGCCCGGUAAAUGUUCAAUCCGGUCAAAACAAUUCGGCCUCGUUUGAAUUUCCAGCCCGGCCCAUGGUCCAGUACAGCCCAUAGAUAGAACCUUGUGCUAUAAAAGCUCAAACCAAACCCUACCGUAGCCCUAAUUUCAUUUUCUCCACUCUCCACUCCUCUGUGCGGCGGCUGCAGACAACGAAGCCGAGUGAGGCGGGGGCGCGGCGCCGUCUCUGCCCAUCUCCCUCCUCCCCGUCGCCUCGAGAGAUCACCACUCCCUGUCCCUCCCCAUAGUCCGUUCUCCCCUUCUUCCAUCCGCGACCAUGGAUGAGGAAGGCUUUCUCGACAGCAGCCGUCCGGCCGGCGACCCAGUUGGCGGUGGCAGCCAUAGAAGAUCGAGGUCAGGGGGCGACUGGGUCGACAAUGAGGGAGCCAUGGGGCGUGGCCACGUCCGGCCGAAUAUGGGGCUGGACUUGGGCAGCGGCUUUGGAGCUGCCGAUGCACAAGCUGGGCAAGAGGGUAGGCAUCGAUGCUAGAAGGAGUGAUACUGUCAACUUAGACGAUGAAGAUGAUGGUCUGAUCAGGAAUGGUUCAACAACAAGAGAGGCACCUUUUAAAGGACUUAAGACCAACGACAUACAUCAUGUGUGGAACCAUGGCCCCAAGCACGGAGGAGGAUUUCAUUGUCGGUAUUGCAACAUGAAGAAUUCUGGAGGAGGUGCAACCCGCUUCAAAGAGCAUCUUGGCAAGAUAGUAGGUGAAGUGAAGGAGUGCCCAAAUGUUCCAAGAAAUGUGCAUGAUAUAAUGAGGAAGGCCGUGCUUGAGAUGAGGAAAAAGAAGAGGGAGAAGGAAAGUCGUAAGCUUAGAUUUGAACGUGAGUUGAUGGAUGAGAUGUACCAGAGAAAUGGUGUGAUAAAUAUUGAUGAUGAUAAAGAUGAAGAAAUUCAUAUGGCACUACGGGAGUCACUAAGAGACAGGAAUGUAUCUCGUGCAGUUGAGAGGAGGCGUGGUAGUGGCAGUGGUGUUCGCGUUUCCCUUGGGAAACAGAGUAUCACAGCCUACUUUGACAAGCAAUUGUCGAGCAACAAAGUAUCAAUGCAACCCAAGAUCAGCACUGCUAUGGAUAGCAGCUCAAGGGAUGCUGUUGGCCAAGCUUGGGCGAAGUUUUUUCAUGCAAAUGACAUCGCUGGUCGAAAAGCUGACUGUCCAUAUUUUCAGGCUGCCAUGAAGAUCACUCAAAAUCUUGGUGCUGCUCCUAUUCCAACUGGAAAAGAGAUUGAUGGGGAGUAUUUAGACAAAAAUUAUGAAGAGUCUCGAGAGUGGCUGAAGCUAUUCAAGCAAGAUUGA
Molecule: messenger RNA, 1478 nt
Organism: Triticum aestivum (bread wheat)
Lineage: Eukaryota; Viridiplantae; Streptophyta; Magnoliopsida; Poales; Poaceae
Exons: 4
Coding region: 459-1478 (339 amino acids)
Molecular function (GO): DNA binding
Source: RefSeq, a predicted model, not a curated record